CAUGACGAUUGGUUCCCACCAAUGACAUUGCCUUUCCAAUAUUUUGUUAAAAAAUUUAGUAUAUUGUCUAUGGUGUGACAUUGUGAAGGUGGAGGUGAGAGACUCUCCGAGGGUAGCUAAGUGUUGAGAAUACACUAUGACCACGAAAUGAUCGUUUCGUGCGCAUAAGGGCUUCUCUAGACUAAGUAGACAGUAAGCUGCCCCUAGUUCCUACCAUCGCAAAUGCCUUUGAGCUUGUAGCUGAAUGCCAUCAGAACUACAACGUAGGAAUGUCAUUUUGAAAAUGUAGCUGCAAUUUCAUAGGCUGAAGUCAUGAUAGGAAUGCGGGUGAUGGGUGAUGUGUGCCCACCGUCACAGAGUGAUUGUGAGAGGGAUGUUACUUUAGCCUCAUAUUUAUUGGCAAGAUUUUUUUGUUCUCCCAAGUGUCAACCUGUCAAACAUAUAAUAUUUUUUUAAAUAAUAGGUUUUGCUAAUGAUUAUCUAGGUGCUAUUGUAGACUGUUCAUUGUGAAUUUUUUCAUUGAAAUAAACAUGGUAUAAAACAAAAUUUUAAACUGUUAAUUUAUAAUAAGAAUUUGCUGCCAUUAUAGCUAAAAUUUACAGAAUAUUGACAGUCAUGACAAAUGGUACAUACUAUGUUGACCAUAAAAUGUUGCCAAGGAAAUGUGAGGUAAUAGAUGUUAGGUGUGAGUGUGUGAGGAGGGUGAUGGUGCGACACAUGGCCCGCCGGCUGAAGGGCCCGGAGGCAGGGCGGCGCCGGCAGGUACGGGACCUCUCACUCGCACCCCAUCCGUUCAAACAAGAGCCACAGUUCGGGCAGGAGACGACGUUCCAGCAGUUCCAGCCGCAGCAGGCUUACCCCGCUCAGCAGCCCCAGCCCCAGACCCAGCCGCAGCAGCAGCGGCCCAUGCCCUCUGCGCAAAACAACCAGAAGCCGCAGCCACCCAAGCCGCAGCCGCCGCUGCCGGCGGAGCCGCCGAAGCUGGAGCCCGACACGGACGUGACGAUGCAGGAGGCGCAGGAGGGCGAGGCGCCCGCGCGCCCCGCCUGGAUGAAGCACAAGCUGCCCGGCGUGAAGAAAAUCAGUAAGAAGGAGAAGCGCCGCCGCCAGAACGCGCACCUGCGGCGCCUCAUCGCGCCCAAGAACGCGCUCAUGGUGCUCAACGAAAUGUUGCUCAACGAGAACUUGGCUAACAACUUCAAAGUGGAGCCGGCGCCCGCGCCCCAAUACUACAAAAAUCAGAACAAGCACAGCUUCUGUGCUGACCUCACGCUCGAUGGACAGAACUACAAGGGAUAUGGCGAGAACAAGUUGGCGGCGCGCAACGCGGCGGCGGAACAAGCGAUCCGCGACCUCAUCAUCAAGCGGCUGGCGCGGCUCUCCAGCAGCGAGGCCGGCGUCUCCGACGACGUGGGUUCAGGGGAAGCCAACGAGAGCGAGGAGACGCUGCCGAUGAUCCAGAUCGCGUCGUUUGCGCUCCACAAGCUGUUCUCCGAGUGGGAGUACGAGGGACACAAGGUGCCGCAGAUCAGGCCUAUGUCCGUCUCGCAAUCGUCGGACGCGGAGACGGAGCCCCCGACGACGACGGCGACGCGGCCGGCGCUGCCCAAGAAGCCCAAGGAGCUGCCGCUGAACGCGCGCGCCAUGCACCCCUCCAUGCUGCUGAGCUACAUGCGUCCGCACGUCGAGUACAAGGAGCUGCAGGUGGAAGGCGACCGCCCACAGAACAUGGUGUUUACUGUCGGCGUCGAAGUUGACGGCUCCACAUACGUCGGCAAGGCGUCGAACAAGAAGGAGGCGCGCAAGUCGGCGGCGCGCGCGGCGUGCUGCGCGCUGUUCGGCGUGCAGUUCGACGACCUCGCGCACGCCGCGCCCGCGCCCCUCCCAGCGCCCCUCCCAGCGCCCCUCCCAGCGCCCCUACCCGCCGGCAACUUGUAAUUGAUUAUUGUCUUCGUUCGCUGCUAGUUAGAGAAGCGAAAAAAUUUUAUCAAUAAAUACACCACGUUCUCGAGCAAAUACAAAAAAAAUAUGGCCAUUGCUCGGACACACUCCGGUCUAAUGUAAGUCAUCACUUUAUAUUCAUUUUGAUACUAUUAUUGUACUGGAAUGUUUUUCACACACACCGAAACGUAUAAGAUCUGCAUACAAUGUGAAACUUGUGUAAUUAAUCUAAUAAUUUUGUUAUAUACCGUUCAUGGUAUUCUGUUAUAUUGCGACUUUUGAAAGGACUUGAUGAGGAUGUUUAUUUUAUUUACGAUCGUUGGUUACACAAACUACUCAAAUCUCUAUUUUGCAUAUAUACAAUAAUAAACAAAAAUUUGUUGGUGAAGAUCACCAAGAUAUCAAAUCCUUUACAUUAUAUAAUUGCAUGUACUAGCACUAGCAUACAUAAUUGCGAAAUGCUAUGUUUAUAGCGUGAUUUUGACUACAUUAUUUUCUAUAUAGUUAAUUAUUUACCUAAGUUGUAUAUAAGACUAAAUCCUAGUUUUACGUUCUAUUAAGUAAAUAAACGAAAUGACUUUGA
Molecule: messenger RNA, 2524 nt
Organism: Plodia interpunctella (Indianmeal moth)
Lineage: Eukaryota; Metazoa; Arthropoda; Insecta; Lepidoptera; Pyralidae
Exons: 10
Coding region: 616-1938 (440 amino acids)
Biological process (GO): regulation of regulatory ncRNA processing; siRNA processing
Cellular component (GO): nucleus; cytoplasm; RISC complex
Molecular function (GO): siRNA binding; double-stranded RNA binding
Source: RefSeq, a predicted model, not a curated record